UUUCUAUUAAGGACCCGGAGAGUUUUGGGGAAACUAGACGAAGUUUAGCUGCGGUCGACAAACAUCCAUCGAUUGAGCGGGAUGAAAGGCGUCAUUAUUUUGCUAACGAACCGUCAAAAACAGACGUUUCAGUUUUUGCACACUUGAACGUUUCGAGAAAACGUGUUUUAUUCGCUCUAAGAUACUUCUGUAGAUAGGUUUGAAAGUUCCAACGCAGUGAUUUCAAUAUCAGAUAAGCAUCGUCAGAGGAGUGCUCCCAGUGAGGAUGUAUACACCAAGGAUUACCAUUAAUGCAUUGAUGCAUUUCGCUAAAAAUCACCUCCUGUUGAUAUCCAUAUUUCUCGCAAGCUUCACGUAUGCAGUAGCUGAUGGGAACCUUUCAGAGUCUGGAGAGGUCGAGGCUUUAGCCGAGGCCCAAAGUGGAGGUUUGCCAACAUCGGAAGGUUAUUUCCUGGAGUUUGUGGAGCCGCCAAACAAUAUAACUAUAGUACAAGGCCAGGCAGCCACACUGCACUGCAAAGUAGCAGGCAAUCCCUGGCCCAACAUUCGCUGGUUUAAGAACGACGCCCCAGUGGUGCAGGAGCAGGGACGAGUCUCCAUUCGUAAAACAGAGGCCGGAUCCAAACUCCGCAUUCAAGAUCUGGACACCACCGACUCCGGAUACUACCAGUGUGUGGCCUCAAAUUCUGCAAAAGUUAUCUCGGCUACAGGAGUGCUCUAUGUGCGACUAGGACAGUCCCCAGCCCAUGGAGCAGACGAUGCAACGCUUGAAAAGGACUUCUGCCAGCCGUACAGAGGCAUUGCUUGUGCUCGAUUCAUAGGCAACAGAAGUAUUUAUGUGGAGUCCCUGCAGAUGCAAGGAGAAAGCGAAAACCGCAUCACCGCGGCCUUCACCAUGAUUGGCACCUCUACCCAGCUUUCAGACCAGUGCUCAGAGUUUGCCAUUCCUUCCUUCUGCUAUUAUGUCUUCCCGCUGUGCGAGGAGGGCACAAGAGGUCCAUGGAAGCGCCAGCUCUGCCGUGAUGAGUGUGAGGCUUUGGAGAAUGACUUGUGUCAUGCCGAGUAUACUAUUGCACGCUCCAACCCUCUAAUCCUCAUGCAGCUCGAACUGCCCGCAUGCAACUUGCUUCCUCAACCUGGCUCACCCGAAGCAGCCAGCUGCAUUCGUAUUGGCGUGCCAUCUCAAUAUUCACCCCCAGAUCACAGCUGUUACAAUGGAAGUGGCGCUAACUACAGGGGCAAAGUCAGUGUCACAAAAUCAGGCUACCAGUGCCAACCCUGGAGUACACAGUAUCCACACACUCACUACCUGACCCCUACUGAGUACCCUGAACUCGGAGCAGGUCACAAUUUCUGCAGGAAUCCUGGUGGGCAAAUGGAGAGCCCUUGGUGUUUCACCUUGGACCCUAAUGUUAGAGUUGAUGUCUGUGACAUUCAGCCCUGCAAGCCACCAGAGAAAAUGAAGAAGGAGAUACUGUAUAUUCUAAUUCCAAGCAUAGCUACACCUUUAGUUAUCGCCUGCUUAUUCUUCUUAGUGUGCAUGUGUCGCAACAAGCAAAAGGAGGCAGCCGACACACCUAUUAGCGGACAACUUACCGCCUCACCAAGUCAAGAAAUGGAGCUACCUCUUCUAAAUCAGCAUAAGCAUCAGCCAAAGCUCAGAGAAAUCAAUCUGUCUGCUGUUCGAUUUAUGGAAGAGCUUGGAGAGGACUGUUUUGGCAAAGUCUACAAAGGUCACCUUUAUGGUACAGCCCCAGGUGAACAGACCCAGGUGGUUGCCAUAAAGACAGUAAAAGACAAAGAUGAGGGUACCCUGCGUGAAGAAUUCCGCCAUGAGGCCAUGCUCCGUUCCCGCCUACAGCACCCCAAUAUCGUCUGCCUUUUAGGCGUGAUAACUAAAGAACAACCCAUGAGCAUGAUCUUCAGCUAUUCAGGCCAUGGUGACCUUCAUGAAUUUCUGGUCAUGCGGUCCCCACACUCAGAUGUCGGCAGUUCAGAUGACGAUAGGACAGUGAAAUCCACCCUCGAGCAAGCCGACUUCUUACACAUUGUAACACAAAUAGCAGCUGGAAUGGAGUAUCUUUCCAGUCACCACAUGGUACACAAAGAUCUGGCUACUCGCAACAUCCUGGUCUGUGAUAAGCUAAAUGUAAAAAUCUUGGAACUUGGGCUGUUUAGAGAGGUAUACUCUGCUGACUACUACAAGUUGAUGGGCACUAGUCCGUUCCCUAUUCGUUGGAUGUCCCCAGAAGCCAUACUGUACGGCAAGUUUUCCACUGAUUCAGACAUUUGGUCCUAUGGAGUGGUUUUGUGGGAAAUUUUUAGCUAUGGCCUUCAGCCUUACUGUGGCCAUUCUAACCAAGAUGUGAUUGAGAUGAUACGCAACAGACAAGUGCUAUCCUGCCCUGAUGACUGUCCAGCCUGGAUUUACACACUAAUGUUAGAGUGCUGGACUGAGUUCCCAGCACGAAGGCCACGGUUCAAAGAUAUACAUGCACGUUUGCGCACCUGGGAGAGCUUGUCCAACUACAACAGUUCAGCACAGACCUCAGGGGCGAGCAACACCACUCAGACCAGCUCCCUAAGCACAAGCCCUGUCAGUAACAUCAGUAACGCCCGCUACAUUAGUCCCAAAAAGAUGUCCCCUUUUCCUCAGCCUCAGUUUAUGCCUAUGAAGGGCCAGAUGCGCCACAUGGUACCACCUCAGCUCUACAUUCCAGUCAAUGGCUACCAGCCAGUACCAGCAUAUUCUUAUCUGCAAAACUUCUACCCCAUGCAGAUCCCAAUGCAGAUGCCUCCACAUCAGUUGCACCCACAGAUGGUUGCCAAGGCUGGAUCGCAUCAUAGUGGAAGUGGCUCCACCAGCACAGGCUAUGUCACUACAGCCCCCUCCAACGGAUCUGGUACAGAGAAGGCAGCUUUUAUGAAUGAAGACCAAAAGGCAGCCGUGGACGAUUUAGCUGAUGGAGCCUCUCAAAAUGGUCUGCACAGUGAGGACUUGUCUGUUCCUGAGACAGAGCUAUUGGGAGACAAUGACAGUCCACACACAGAGGAUAACGAGAUCAACUUGGAGGCAUAGGCACCUUAUGAAUAAAAUAAGAAAACAAUUCUGUGAAAUGCACAUUUUAAAUAGCUUUUUGUGCAAGUUCUAAAAGUGAAGGGAAACUGGUAAAUGACACAUAAUGUUAUUUAUAGGUAAUUUUUUGGCAGCCGACGCAAGAAAACAUGCUGCUGUUUGGACAGUAAUCCCAGCUUCACCCUUGAACUCCCAUUUUUUUGUUGUCUGUGAUGAAGAAUCUGGCUUUCACCUGUUCACCAAAGGACUGUGUAUACAGUAUGUAUUGUUGCAAAGCUGUUCAGAAGAAUUUAUGUUCUUAUUGUUGCUGUGCAAAAUAGAACAUCUUUAAGGAUUUUGCUGGGAACCACCUAUUAAUAUACAGAUGACAUUGUCAUCAUCUUAGUGGACACAUUUCUUAAUGCAACAUCUCAUAAUUGUUUCAUUAAGCAAAUAAAAAGACUAGUUUUUAAUCUAAUCUUAAUUUGUGGUGAACAGUUUAGACAAGAAUCACCUGACUUCAUGCUUGAGAAAAUAAUGUGCAUAAUGAAAACUGCACUAUGGAUCACAGUAAGGAACUAUGAAAGAUGUGAUUGCUGAUGCCAUACAUUUGUUUUGCUUAUUGAACAUUGAAUGCCUAUUGUAAAAAUGUGUAAUUUAUGUUAUCGAUUCGCUUUAAAGGGAUUGUUCACCCCAAAAUGAAAAAUUCUGUCAUGAUUACUCACUCUAGUUGUUCCAAACCUGUAUAAAUGUCUUUGUUUGGUUAAACACAGAGAAAGAUAUUUGUAUUAAUGCUUGUAAUCAAACAGUUCAUUGAUGAUAACAGUAGGAAAAAUUGCAAUAGUUUUAGAAAGUACCCCAGAACUGUUUGCUGUCCUACAUUCUUCAAAAUAUUAUACUUUGUGUUUAACAGAAUGGUUAAAAGUUGGUUAUAAGCAUUCUUCCAAAUAUCUUUCUCUGUAUUAAUCAGAACAAAGAAAUUUCAACAGAUUUGGGACAACUUGAAGGUAAGGAAAUGAGUAGAAUUUUUAUAUUUGAGCAAACUAUUUCUUUAAGUGUUGUAAGUGUUUUGUCUUAUUUGCUGAUAUUUUAUUUAGCCAUUACUUCAAAGUCUUACCAACCAGAUAUCUGCUUUUCAUCCAGAUUUUAUUAAUGUUCAUUAAAGGCAUUGGAUACUCUG
Messenger RNA from Triplophysa dalaica, 4235 nucleotides. It is a transcript of the gene ror2, whose product is annotated as receptor tyrosine kinase-like orphan receptor 2. The coding region runs from base 266 to 3079 and encodes 937 amino acids. The record is from RefSeq and is a predicted model, not a curated record. Gene Ontology annotation, biological process: protein phosphorylation; cell surface receptor protein tyrosine kinase signaling pathway; positive regulation of kinase activity. NCBI's taxonomy places the organism in Eukaryota, Metazoa, Chordata, Actinopteri, Cypriniformes, Nemacheilidae. The transcript has 9 exons. Gene Ontology annotation, molecular function: protein binding; ATP binding; transmembrane receptor protein tyrosine kinase activity. Gene Ontology annotation, cellular component: signaling receptor complex.